Molecule: messenger RNA, 2389 nt
Organism: Nicotiana attenuata
Lineage: Eukaryota; Viridiplantae; Streptophyta; Magnoliopsida; Solanales; Solanaceae
Product: beta-glucosidase BoGH3B-like
Exons: 10
Coding region: 149-2035 (628 amino acids)
Biological process (GO): glucan catabolic process
Molecular function (GO): beta-glucosidase activity
Source: RefSeq, a predicted model, not a curated record
UAUGCUUUUCUCCCUAAGCCUUCCAUUCAACUAAACAGUCCAAAACGAUUUCCUCCAACUGAAAAAACACACCAAACUCUAUCUCCAUAAAAUCAAUCAGAAGAAAAAAGCAAAUAAGCUCUGGAGGCUUCAUAAUAAUUUCAGAGAAAUGCAGAGGAUAAAAAUGGGAUUCUUGAUUAGAAUUCUUGUGCUCUUUUGUUGGAUGGUAUUAGCAAAAGCAGAGUACAUGAAAUACAAAGAUCCAAACAAGCCAUUAGGCAGAAGAAUCAAGGAUUUAAUGAGCAGAAUGACUUUGGAGGAAAAAAUUGGCCAAAUGAUACAAAUUGAUCGUACAGUUGCAACUCCUGAGGCCAUGAAGAAGUAUUACAUAGGGAGUGUAUUGAGUGGAGGUGGAAGUGUGCCUAAGAAAGAAGCAUCAGCUGAAAAUUGGAUUGAUAUGAUAAAUGGAUUUCAAAAGGGUUCAUUAUCAACUCGUCUUGGAAUACCUAUGAUAUAUGGGAUUGAUGCAGUUCAUGGCAACAAUAAUGUAUAUAAAGCUACCAUUUUCCCUCACAAUGUUGGUCUUGGAGUAACCAGGGAUCCUCAACUGAUCAAGAAGAUUGGAGCUGCAACUGCACUAGAAGCUAGAGCAACUGGAAUUCCUUAUGUUUUUGCACCUUGUCUUGCGGUUUGUAGAGAUCCAAGAUGGGGUAGAUGUUAUGAGAGCUAUAGUGAAGAUCCAAACAUUGUUAGGGCAAUGAGUGAGAUGGUUCCUGGUUUACAAGGAGAUGUUCCUUCUAAUGGUAGAUUAGGAGUUCCUUUUGUUGCUAACAAGCAAAAGGUGGCUGCUUGUGCCAAGCAUUAUGUAGGUGAUGGAGGGACAGUAAAAGGCAUCAAUGAAAACAACACAAUAAUUGAUAGACAUGGUUUGCUUAGUAUACAUAUGGCAGGUUACUAUAAUUCAAUUAUCAAAGGUGUGGCUACUGUUAUGGUUUCUUAUUCAAGUUGGAAUGGUGUCAGAAUGCAUGGUAAUAAAGAAUUGGUCACUGGUUUUCUUAAAGGCACACUUCGUUUCAGAGGGUUUGUUAUUUCAGAUUGGGCAGGAAUUGACAAGCUUACUUAUCCUUGGCAUGCAAACUAUACAUAUUCCAUUCUUGAAGGUGUUAAUGCUGGCAUUGACAUGGUAAUGCUGCCUUACAACACUACAGAGUUCAUUGAUGGUCUAACCUAUUUAGUGAAGAACAACUUUGUUCAAAUGAGCCGAAUUGACGAUGCAGUUAAGAGAAUUCUUAGAGUAAAGUUCCAAAUGGGACUUUUUGAGAGCCCUCUAGCUGAUUAUAGUAUGGUGAAAUAUCUAGGUAGCGCGGAGCAUAGAGAAUUGGCUAGAGAAGCAGUGAGAAGGUCACUUGUUUUGUUAAAGAAUGGUGCAAAUGCAGAUGAACCAGUAUUACCACUUCCAAAAAAGGCAUCAAGUAUAUUAGUUGCAGGAAUCCAUGCUAAUAAUAUGGGCUACCAAUGUGGUGGCUGGACUAUUACAUGGCAAGGACUAAGUGGAAAUACAACAAUUGGUACUACGAUCCUCUCAGCCAUAGAGAAUACAGUUGAUCCAGAAACAAAGGUUGUGUUCAAGGAAAAUCCAGAUGCUGAAUUCAUCAAGUCCAACAACUUCUCCUACGCCAUUGUCGUGGUGGGCGAGACGCCAUAUGCGGAAGGCUCUGGUGACACCCUAAACUUAACAAUCCCCGCACAGGGUGCAGACACCAUGACCACAGUUUGUGCCACGGUGAAAUGCGUGGUCGUGCUCCUCACGGGCAGGCCGGUCGUGAUUCAACCAUACCUAGCUCAAGUGGAUGCACUUGUUGCAGCUUGGUUACCAGGAACAGAAGGGCAAGGUGUAGCUGAUGUCUUAUUUGGUGACUAUGGUUUCACUGGUAAACUUGCCAGGACUUGGUUCAAGACUGUUGAUCAACUCCCUAUGAAUGUUGGUGAUCCACAUUAUGACCCUCUUUUCCCUUUUGGAUUUGGACUUACCACAGAACCAACCAAGGCCUACUAAUGAAACAGCUAUUUUCACACACACACAUACACACUCAAGAGGUCCAAAUAUACACAGUUUUUACCUAUUUAUGAUUGAGUUUAGCAAAGAUUAAAUAUGUAACAGAGGCAAUGUCAGAAACUUUGACAAUUGGAGUCAUGGAAAUGAAUUUUUUUGUUUUGUCUCAAUGUGUUAUCUCCGCAACUGAAGCUUACCGAUUACAUGACCCUUGAUAGAAGGGUGUGAUGGUUGAGGAUUAGAGUGGAAGGUUAGUACGUAGUCGAAUGUUUUUCUUUUCUUUCUCGGGUAACAUUAGUGCUAGUAUGACAUCCAUCUUAUUCGUAGAUUGCUAUCACUACAUAUUGUUGAUUGCUA